This is a messenger RNA of Piliocolobus tephrosceles (Ugandan red Colobus), 332 nucleotides long. Its product is annotated as transcription initiation protein SPT3 homolog. The annotation marks the transcript as partial. Lineage: Eukaryota; Metazoa; Chordata; Mammalia; Primates; Cercopithecidae. The transcript has 3 exons. The record is from RefSeq and is a predicted model, not a curated record.
UUCAUUAUUGUUAGUUACAGCAAGCCGCUGAAGUUUCUCAACUGCGGGGAGCAAGGGUAAUCACUCCUGAAGAUCUUCUGUUUUUGAUGCGCAAAGAUAAGAAAAAACUUAGAAGAUUGCUAAAAUACAUGUUUAUCCGAGACUACAAAUCAAAGAUUGUCAAAGGCAUUGAUGAGGAUGAUCUUCUUGAAGACAAAUUGAGUGGCAGCAAUAAUACGAACAAAAGACAAAAAAUUGCUCAGGACUUCCUCAACUCUAUUGACCAGACAGGAGAACUUUUAGCAAUGUUUGAAGAUGACGAAGUUGAUGAAGUUAAACAAGAAAGAAUGGAG